GCAUGUCACGUGAUUUUUGCCUGGGCCUAAAGCGUAGGACGUGAGAGGUCAAAAAAAAUGUUGCAGCAGCGGUGUUGUGCUUUAUGUUUCUCUCGUGCUGCUACAUUUAAUUUUCUUGUCUUUCUUGGCUCGCAGAGCCUUCUGACGUGUGCAGUGCUCGACGAGCAGGCUGCAGGAUAUUUAGUCAUGGCCCUGAUUCCUGGUUCUCCAAACCCUGGCCGCCUGCAUCUAGAAGACAUUCUCAGAGAGAUCCAGGUCAACUUGCUUGAGUGUAAAGUCUGCUUCGAGAAGUUCAGCACUCGGCGGAAAGAGCGCAAGCCACAGAACCUUCCGUGUGGUCAUGUACUCUGCCUGGAAUGCAUCACGGCUCUGUCCCACCCUCUCCUGAGGAAGCUGGAGUGCCCAUUCUGUCGGCAGUUCUGUAGUGUUGACAGCACCUCCCACUGCCAGGUUCUUAGUGACCUCCAGGAGCUGCUGUUGUCUCGGAGUCUCAUGUCCUCUGCUGAUGGUGAUGUUCCUCACGGGUCACAAGGAGGUGGCCUGUGUUUGGCCUCUGCAGGUCCUCAGUCCUCUGUUCUGCACCUCUGCACAGUUUUCGGUGGCUGGGGGACACUCAUCAACCCAAGCGGGAUGGCUGUGUUGGGUCACGGGGUGAUAGUGGUGGUGCAUGAUGGAGAGAGGAGGGUGGUGCUCUUUAGUCCGCAGGGGAGGAAGCUACACAGUUUUGGGAAAAGAGGUAAAGCCCCUGGGGAUAUCUGCUACCCUUUAGAUGUGGCAGUGACCCCCUGUGGUCAUGUGGUGGUGACUGACGCAGGGGAUAAAGCUGUGAAGGUUUUCACUUCCAGAGGGAACCACAUGCUGAUGGUUAAGGAUUCCUUCCAGCUGCCAUGGGGUGUGGACACAGACAGCCACGGGCACAUCCUGGUGUCAGACGUUCAAGCGGGCUCACUGUCCCAGGUCACAGUGGACUAUACUCAUGGUGUAACUCUGGGCCUCCAAACGCCUGUUUCUGAUCUCCAGCAUCCCAAAGCAGUGAGGUGUUGUCGUCCGACUGGGAACACAGCUGUGAUUGAGCAUCUUGUUGAUGACGUUCACCCACCGAGGAGCCAACACACAAGGCUGAAAGUGUUUACGAAAGACUUCCACCUUCUGUAUCAGACAGACACUUUCAGCCUGACGCUGGAGUCAACAGUCUGGAUCAACAUGUCGGGCGUGGCUUUUGAUGAACAUGGGGACGUGGUCGUGAUUGACUCUAAUCAGGGGGUGAUUUGGAGUUUGCGGAUGCUGCAGAAUAGGCCGACUAUGACUCCUCUUGUGGGAGACCACCUUGUCCGCCCAGUUGGACUGGUCUUACUGAAAAACACUCUGGUCAUACUGGACACUGGAGACAAUGCAGUAAAAAUAUUUUCUGCUGAUUCAGACGCUGGAACCAAGAGGUAAUAGAUGAGAGAGAUUUCUUUUUCCAGGAAACACUGAGUCUGUAGAUGUACAAUGUACCACUAUUUAUGUUGAACAUUAGUUACUAUUAGCAUAUGCACUCAGAUGUUAGCAUUAGCAUAUGU
This is a messenger RNA of Thalassophryne amazonica, 1562 nucleotides long. Its product is annotated as E3 ubiquitin-protein ligase NHLRC1-like. Gene Ontology annotation, biological process: protein polyubiquitination; proteasome-mediated ubiquitin-dependent protein catabolic process; negative regulation of translation. Gene Ontology annotation, molecular function: protein binding; ubiquitin protein ligase activity; translation repressor activity. Lineage: Eukaryota; Metazoa; Chordata; Actinopteri; Batrachoidiformes; Batrachoididae. The record is from RefSeq and is a predicted model, not a curated record.